Molecule: messenger RNA, 3696 nt
Organism: Pseudonaja textilis
Lineage: Eukaryota; Metazoa; Chordata; Lepidosauria; Squamata; Elapidae
Source: RefSeq, a predicted model, not a curated record
AUGCCUGCCACCAAUGCUGGGUGGCCGGAGGAGUUUGGCUUUAAGAUCCGUGGAAAUGGCCCCUGCUACAUCGUGGCUGUGGAGGAAGGCAGCAGCGCCCAAGUGGCCGGCCUCCAGCCCGGAGACCAGAUUUUGGAGAUCGAGGGGCAGCCUGUUCCCUCCAUGAGUGCCGACGCCCUGGCGAUCCUGGCCAGGCAGUGUGAGAACGUGCCCCCGAGCAUUGGUGUGCUCCCGCCUCCAGCAGGUGGACCUCCCCCCGGGGCUGUGGAGAGCGUGGCUCAGGACUCGCCGGCUGCCCAAGCGGGCAUCAAAGAGGGCGAUUACAUCCUGGAAGUCGAUGGCAUUUACGUCCAUCGUUAUGAAGAUGCGGCUGCUGCAAUGAGAUCCUGCCGGGAGGGAGGUCUGAGACUGGGGCUGCUGCGGCUGGGGCGGCUUCAGCGGUGGGCUAGCAGCAGCGUGGAGGAGUUUAUCCGGAGUGCAGACGCCGUGCAUCAGGAAAGGAGGCAGAAAGCUCGGGAGUUCAGCAAGAAGGUGCAGGAGAUUCUGGCUGACCAGCCCGAAGUGAGAGAGAAGAUGUUCACCUCCCUCAAGCAGUUUGCCGCCGAGCGGAAGGUGGACUGCUUGGCUCAUGCCCUCUCCCUCCUCCUCAUCGAGGACUCCCACCGGCUGCUCCUGGACCACAUCAGGAUCUUCAUCCCCAGGAAACACCGGCAACGCUUUGAUGAGGUGGUGUCCCAGAGUCUCAUCAGCAAGCUGUGCCGAGCCAAGAGGCAACAGCCGGCCAACCGCCUGAGACGAAGCCGCAGCGAAGACCAUCACGAGCGACUGCUGGUCUCCACCCGGGCCAGCUCGGUGCCCCGGAGCCAGGAGGAGAAUUGCCUGAGCUUGAGAAAGUCCACCACCCUGAUUGGCAGCAAUGUGGGGACGGGGGCAGCUUGCAGAACUGUCCGUGUCUACAAGGGCAGUAGAAGUUUCGGGUUUACAUUACGUGGCCAUGCCCCUGUGUGGAUCGAGUCCAUCUUGCCUGGGAGUCCAGCUGACAAAGCGUCCCUGAAAGCUGGCGACAGAAUCUUGUUCCUGAAUGGCCUGGAUAUGAGGAACUGUUCCCAUGAGAAGGUGGUCUCCAUGCUCCAAGGCAGUGGGGCAAUGCCCACCCUUGUGGUUGAAGAAGGCAUUGUUAGUUUUUCUAGUGAUGGCGAGUCCUCGGAAGCCCCCAGCUCCUCCUCAGCCCUCACCUCCUUGCAGUGGAUCGCUGAGAUCCUGCCUUCCAGCAUCAAGAUCCAGGGAAGGACCUUCCACCAACAGCUGGAACAUCUGCUCACACCAGCAGAGCGCUACACAGUCUGCAAAGGCCUGGAGAGCUUCUUCCAGCACAGGAACAUUGACACCUUGAUUGUGGAUGUCUACCCUGUCCUGGACACGCCCUCCAAGCAGGUGAUCUGGCAGUUCAUCUACCAGCUGCUAACCUACGAGGAGCAGGCCCACUGCCAGCAGAAAAUUGCCAGGUUCCUUGGCUACAAGUCCAUGGCCAGUGGCCCAUCCGAUGCUGAUGACCUACAAAAUGAACCUGAAGUGGAAGAACAGCCACGGAGUUCCCUACGGACUGGCCCAGGGAGUCGGAAGAGUCUGCGAAGUCAUAGCCCCAAGGACGGCGAAGCCCGGGGCUCUGCUGAAGCUGCCGAGAUGUCCGGCCGUUUAGCUCCUGGAGAACGCCAAGCAGGAGAUGGAACGUCCCUUCCAGAGACCCCCAACCCCCAAAUGAUGUCGGCAGUCUACGCCGAACUGGAAAGCCGUCUGACUGCAGGCUUAGGUGGGAAGUUGAGCUGCCUGCCUGUGUGCCGGACAUCAUCUCUGGCUUCAGAGCCUGCAGGUAACUCCUCCGGUCAGAAGAGCCCAAAAGGAUUAACUAUUUCCUGGCAGAAUGAUCCUGCCCUGCAGCCUUGCUAUUACCGCUCGCCUGGUGGCCUCCCUUCCCCCUGCAGCACAGACUCGAACCCCUACGUCAGCCUGGACAGCAGCCCGGCCUUGUCGCCCAGGCUGAGCCCCCUGUCUUGCCGGCGGAAGCUCUUCACCUUCUCGCGGCCGCCACGCAGCCGGGAUACGGACCGCUUCCUGGAUGCACUGAGCGAGCAGCUAGGCCAUCGCAUCACCCUGGUGGAUGACUUCCUGGUGCCGGAGAACGAUUACGAGGAGAUGAGUUUCCACGAUGACCAGGGCAGCUACAUGGCCAAUGACCGGAGCAGUGCCAGCGACGGCUUGAGCAGCAGUGAAGGGAGUUCUCUGACCUACUCCAUUUUGUCAGACCACCUCCCACCGCCUCCGAUCAGCCCACCCCCCAGACCUCCGCAGUUCCGUGACCCCCAGAAAGAGCCCAGGGCCAUGGAGGCAGCCCAAAAUGCUCCCUCCGGCCCCCACCACACAGCCCAGCUCCCCCUCCCUCCUCCCCCUCCUCCCCCUCCUCCCCUCCCUCCCCCAAUGCCCUGUCUGCCCCCUCCAAUGCUACAAGGAAGCGUUCACCGCAGGAGUGAGUCCAGCCACAUGAGCGUUAAGCGGCUGCGCUGGGAGCAGGUGGAGAACUCGGAAGGCACCAUCUGGGGCCAGCUCGGGGAGGAUUCGGACUACGACAAGCUAAGUGACAUGGUCAAGUACCUGGACCUCGAGCUGCACUUUGGAACCCAGAAGCCAGCGAAACCAAGCGCCUUGCCGGAGCCCCUUAAAAAAAAGCACCUGGUUGAGAUUCUGUCCCACAAAAAGGCCUACAACACAGCCAUCUUGAUUGCGCACCUCAAGCUCUCCCACAUCGAGCUGCGCCAGAUCCUCCUGAGCAUGGAGAGUGACCGCCUGGAAGCCACGCACAUCAAGCAGCUGCUGCUCUUUGCACCCGACGCCGAGGAGGUGCAGCGUUUCCACAGCUACCAGGGCGACCCCAGCAAGCUGAGUGAGCCGGACCAGUUUAUCCUGCAGAUGCUUUUGGUGCCUGAAUAUAAAACCCGCCUGUGCAGCCUUCACUUCAAGACAACCCUGCAGGAGAAGGCAGAGGAGAUUACGGCCAGCUGUGAGUGCAUCUAUAAUGCUUCCCUGGAACUGAAGAACAGCAAGAAACUGGCCAAAAUAUUGGAGUUUGUGCUGGCCAUGGGCAACUACCUAAACCAUGGGCAACCCCAAACCAACAAAACAACCAGCUUUAAAAUCAACUUCCUCACAGAGCUGAACACAACGAAAACAGUCGAUGGGAAAUCCACGUUUCUGCAUAUUCUUGCCAAAUCACUUAGCCAACAUUUCCCAGAGCUCCUGGGCUUUGCCAGGGAUUUGCCCACAGUGCCACAUGCUGCCAAAGUGAAUCAGAGAACGUUAACAGCUGACCUCAAUGACCUUCAUCGCACUGUCCGUGAGAUUGAAAUCGCCUGCCAGAACAUGGUGCCUUCAUCACCCGAGGACAGAUUUGUGCCUGUGAUGGAUGCCUUCCUGGAGAGUGCAGAUCCCACCGUCCAAUCCCUCGAUGAUCUCCAGCACAAAGCCAUGGAAGAAUUCAGGAAAGUCUUAUCCUUCUUUGGGGAAGACUCCAAAGCCACAACCUCGGAGGACUUUUUUGGCAUUUUUGCUGAGUUCAUGAGCAAAUUUGAGCGGGCCUUCAACGACGUGCAGGCCAGCGAACCCCUGUGCAGCCCGAAGGCGAUCCCUCCACUUGCCUGGUGA